GGGAUCGGGGCGGGGCAGUCGGGGUGAUGGCCCCGGUUGUCGUCGCCGUCGCCGCCGCCGCCUCAGCAGCAGUAACCGAAGUCAACGCCGCCGCUGCCGCCUCCCGGGUUGCCGGCCGUCCGCGCGCUGGCUCGGCCGGGACCCGCAGCCAUGGAGGACUUCAUCGUGAUCUCGGACGACAGCGGCUCCGAGAGCUCCGGGGGGACCCGCUCGGGCCGGGCGCGGAGGCUCCGCCGGGCCCUGUCCCGGACCACCGGCGCGCUGCCCCGCCGGACCGUGGACUUCAUUGACUUAACUAGAGAAACCAGACCAAGGGCAAAGGAUCGCAAUGGACUCUGUGUGAUUGACCUAACAGGAUCUGAGGAAGAAAAUAGACCUAUUGCCACUCUUGACUUGACUCUAGAACCCGUUGCUCCUUCCCAGAAAGAGCCAGCCAGUCUUCAAGCAUGUGCCAGCCUCUCCAGCAAAGAGGUGAUGGAAGGGCGGGUAGACAGAAGCUCUCGGCCUGCAGCACGGAGAAUCAUUAACAGUGAUCCUGUGGAUUUGGACCUUUUGGAAGAAACUGCAUUUGAAGGUCCCCAGCCCCCUGUGUCCAUCAGUGGGGGCUCUGUUUAUCCAGGAGAGCCGAAUUGUAGCUCAACCAUAUUCAAAGGUGACCUCGGCUUCUUGGCAAGCCUACAGCUAUCUUCAGAUAUUCACUCCCUCCCUGCAACAAGCAAUAAUGGUAGCCGUAGCAAUCAAAGGGCACCCUUGCCAUGCCCACAGCAAGAUGUGCCUUGCCCUCCACAAGCCUUGCCAUGCCCACUGAGAGCCUUGCCAUGCCCACUGCGAGCCUCACCAUGUCCACCACGAGCCUCCUCAUGCCCACCACGAGCCUUGUCAUGCCCAUCACAAACCAUGCAGUGCCAACUACAAACUUUGCCUCACCCACCUCAAGAAGGGCCAUGCCCUCCUCAAGAUGUGCCAUGCCCUCAGAAUGUGCCAUGCACUCAGCAGAAUAUGCCAAGUCCACCUCAAGACUCAUCAUGGCAACUUCAACACUCACAAAGCCCACCUCAAGACUCACUGGGCCUACCUCAAGAUGUACCAGGCCCACCUCAAAACAUAACGUAUCCACAAGAUGUGGCACACCUGAAAGACAUGCCACAGUCACCAGGAGAUAUGCUACAAUCAUCAGGAGACAUGCCACAAUCAUCAGGAGACAUGCCCCAGUCACCAAGAGAUGUGCCACAGUCACCAGCUGAUGUCCUACAGUCACCAGCAGAUGUGUCACAGUCACCAGCCAAUGUACCACAGUCACCAAGAGACACGCCACCGUCACCAGGAAGUGUACCACAUUCACCUGGAGAAAUCCCACACUUAUCAGGAGAUGUGCUACAUUCACCUGGGGACAUGUCAUGCUUGCCAGAAGACAUGCCACACACACUUAGAGACUUGCCUCAUUUACCAAAACUCAGGCCUGACUCUCCGCAAAAUGAUGUACAGAACCAUGACACCCCUAUGGAUGUCUCAGCUCCAUCCUCUCCAAGCUGCUCUCCCAGCCCACAGUCUGAAACUUCCUUAGAGAAAGUUCCUUGGCUCUCUGUCACAGAAACUCCAGCCAGAAAAGAGAUAUCACUGUCAGAGCCUGUCAACCCCAGAUCUGCCCAGGUGCAAGCACGAACACCACAAGGUGGGUUGUACAACAGACCAUGCCUGCAUAGACUGAAGUACUUCUUACGACCUCCGGUGCAUCACCUCUUCUUCCAGACACUAAUACCAGAUAAAGACACAAGAGAGAACAAGGGUCAAAAAUUAGAACCUAUCCCUCAUCGAAGACUAAGGAUGGUAGCAAACACCAUUGAAGAAAACUUUCCCCUGGGGACUGUGCAGUUUUUGAUGGACUUUGUGUCACCCCAGCAUUACCCACCCAGAGAAAUUGUGGCUCACAUCAUCCAGAAAAUCCUGCUCAGUGGCUCUGAGACUGUGGAUGUUCUAAAGGAGGCCUACAUGCUUCUCAUGAAAAUUCAACAGCUACAUCCAGCUAAUGCCAAGACAGUGGAGUGGGACUGGAAGCUGCUCACUUAUGUCAUGGAGGAAGAGGGACAAAAUCUGCCCGGGCGAGUCCUUUUUCUACGUUAUGUAGUACAAACCCUGGAAGAUGAUUUCCAACAGAUCCUGAGGAAGCAGCGACAGCACCUGCAGCAAUCUAUUGCAAGCACUGUGCUAUCCUGUGACAAGCAACCCCACAAUGUCAGGGAUGUCAUCAAGUGGUUGGUCAAAGCAGUAACUGAAGACAGAUUAACUCAGUCCCCAAAGGAGAAUCAAACCUCUCCAGGAACAGGAAUCUUGAAGGCCAGCAGUAGCCACCCUUCUCCCCAACCUAACCUCACAAAGAACACCAAUCAGCUGAUUGUAUGCCAGCUGCAGAGGAUGCUGUCCAUAGCUGUAGAGGUGGAUAGGACCCCCACAUGCAGCUCCAAUAAAAUUGCUGAAAUGAUGUUUGGGUUUGUGCUGGACAUUCCUGAGAGGAGUCAGAGAGAGAUGUUCUUUACUACCAUGGAGAGCCACCUUCUGCGCUGCAAAGUGCUGGAAAUCAUAUUCCUCCACAGCUGUGAGACACCCACCCGCCUGCCCUUGUCUCUGGCCCAGGCCCUCUAUUUUCUGAACAAUUCCACAUCACUGCUCAAGUGUCAGUCGGAUAAAACCCAGUGGCAGACAUGGGAUGAACUGGUUGAGCAUCUACAGUUUCUGUUAUCCAGUUACCAACAUGUUUUAAGAGGGCGAUGCAGAAGUCAGACACCUGUUCACUCCAAGGAGAGUCUCACAUACAGCCUUCCUGCAAGGAGCCCUGUCCACAGAGGGGAGAAAAGCAGACUCAGGCAAGAUCAGUUAAGUUCAUACAUUCAUCCAGGCAACCAGUAUUUACUGAAUGCCUCCUCUGUGCCUGGCUCACUGGGAAAACGUCAAUGAAUGAGACCAACAUGGCCCCUGCCCUCCUAGAGCUUAACUGUCUAGUAAAGAGAUUGACCCUAAACAAACCACCACACAAGUAACAUAUAAUUGCAAUGAAAAUAAAUGCUGUGAAGGAAAGUACAAGUGCACAAAACAGGACUUACACUGUAUAUGGAGGAACCCAGGAAGGCCUCCCUGAAGAAGUGAUACUUGGGCUGAGAUAUGAAGUACCAGUGUUAGCCAAGCGAAUAGGGAGGGAAAAGUUUCCCAGAAAGAAGAAACAGCAUGUCCAAGGGCCUUGAGACAAGAAGUUGCUUAAUGAGUCCAAGGAACAUAGAGCAAACUGGUGGGACUAGGAUACAGUGAGCUAGGGGGUAAUAGCACGAAACGAGACCACGGUACCAGACAGGAGCAGGUGUGAAGGGCCCUCUUGUUAGGGAGUUCGUGUUAAGGAAUAACACCUUGAUUCCAGAGUGAAGGGAACCCAUCAAAGUGGUUUUAAGUAAGGUCACUCUGCCUGAUGUGUGAUAAAUAGUUUGGCCGAGGACCAGAGAGGUCAGGGGAGGGAUAAUGGUGACAAGGGUGUGGGUGGUGCAGUGGGAAAGGCAGUGACGGAUCAGAAGCACUUUGAAGAUCAGUGUGACAGGGCAUGGGUGACCAAGGCUGAAGGAUGUCGCCCAGUACUGACGUGGAGAUAAAUGGAAGAUCUGCAGAGAAGAUAAAGAGCUCAGUGUGACUGUUAGAUUGGAGAUUCCUGUAGUGACGAUGAUUAUGAUAAAAUAAUAGUAGCUGAUCCUAGUGUUGAUCCAGGAACUAAUAAUACUACCAGCCAGAAUAUCUUGAGCCAGGCCUUGUGCCAAAUAAACCCUUUACAUAAAUCACCUCACACAAUAACCACAAGAACCUCUGAUGUAAGAACUCUCCUCUACUGAAGCAUAAAAUCCAAGGCCUUGCCAACUGGACCAGAAUGGUUCAAGUCCACUGGCCAAGACUUCCUCCCCUUGGAUGGUGGUUAGGUGGGCACUGCCAACCUUUGCUUCUUUGAAUUUCCUGUAUUAAUAAAUUCCAAAUUCUUCUUGCUCCUAACCCACAUGUUCCCUAUAUCCCACUCUAUUCAGCCAAUCCUAUCUUUUCAAAGUCAUUUUAAUUUUUUUCAGAGUAGUACAUGCUUUGUUUAAGAAAAUCAAAUUCUACUCAAAGGCUUUUGUCCCCUGUGACCAUUCUCCUCCAGUAGCAGAGUGAAAUAGAGCACAUUUCCCUGCUUAAAACCCUCCAGAUACUUGCCUUUGCUUUCAGAGGCCAAACUCCACAUUGUUCUGUGGCCCAGCCUGCCUGCCAGUCUCCUCUAGUCCUGCUCUCCUUCUUACUACCCGGAUCUUACCUCCAAUUCUUGAAACAAGCUCUUCCUGCAUCAUGGCAUUUGCACUUGUUCUCUCUAUCUGGACUGCUUUUCCCCUAGACCUUUGCAUGCUUACCUCCUUCUCAUCCUUUGGGACUCAGCUAAGAGGCCCUCCCUGACUAGAGUGAGCUGCUUCCCUCGUUUCCCCAGUGUUCCUCUUCAUCACAGCACCUGAUUUAUUUAUUGGGUUGCACUCACCAAAACUAUAAUUGUUUUUGUUGGCUUGUUCACUGUCAGGCACUGUCACUGCAGCUAGAACGUCAGUCCAUGAAGGCUGGGCCCAAGGCUCUGAUCCCACUGCAUCCCCGAAGUCUAGCCCAGUUCCACAGACAGAGUAGGUGCUCACUGUAAAUGUUUGUUGAUUGAAUGUUGAAAGGGCCCUGUAAUGACAUCUCAAGGCAGCUUCACCUCCUAUGUUUCCAGACUUUUUGGAUACUCUACAGUGUAUUUAUUGUACUUUCUUUUCAGUUUAUUCUGUUUCCCAAAUUUCUGGACACUGUAGUUCAGUCCUUCUAAUAACCCUGUUAAUGAAGGCGCCAUUACCCCCAUUUUAUAAAUGAGAUAGAGAAAAUGAUACUGUUGUGGCCUCUGGCGCACCUGGGAGUCAGAAGGGCUGCAGGGCUCUUCUCACUUCAUUUGCCUUAUAUGUAACCUUGAGCUCCUUUCCCUCAAUUCCACACACUUCCAGAACCUUGUUGGGACUGAGUUAUGGAUUUGGGAUGAGAUACCUUUAGACCUUUGUACUUUCCCCCAGUAUUUUAUUUUUGGACUUACAGAAAAGUUUAAAGCAUAGUACAAUGCACACCCAUAUAAACUUUACCUUGACUCAUAAGCUGUUAACAUUUUGCCACAUUUGGUUUAUCUGUUAAUCCAUCUAUAUGCUUUUUUCUUUUUCUUGCUGAACCAGUUAAGAGUAAGUUGCACUGUCAUAAUCUUUCAUGCUUAAAUACUUCAGCUUAAGAAUACGAAUAUUCCCCUACAUAACAACUAUUCAUCAUCCCACUCAUUUUAUCCUUGAUUUAAUAUUAUCUAAUAUGUGCCGAUAAUAUCCUUUAUAGGUGUUCAGUUUUGCUUUGGGCCAGGAUUCAGUCAAACAGCACACAUUGUACUUGGUUGUUAUGCUCUUCAGUCUCCUGUCAUCUAACACAGCUCCCAGCCUUUACUUGUCUCUCGUAAUAUGUACAUUUUUGAAGAGUCCAGGGCACUUAUUUUGUAGAAUGCCCCACAAUUGGGGUUGCCUAGUUAUUCUCUGGUGACCAGCAAGAACGUGGAAGAGAUGAGGAUGUACACCCCUUUCCCAGUGCGUGACGUCAGAGGCAGAGACUUGAGCCCAGCCCUCAUGGACUGACGUUCUAGCUGCAGUGACAGUGCCUGACAGUGAACAAGCCAACAAAAACAAUUAUAGUUUUGGUGAGUGCAACCCAAUAAAUAAAUCAGGUGCUGUGAUGAAGAGGAACACUGGGGAAUGAGGGAAGCAGCUCACUCUAGUCAGGGAGGGCCUCUUAGCUGAGUCCCAAAGGAUGAGAAGGAGGUAAGCAUGCAAAGGUCUAGGGGAAAAGCAGUCCAGAUAGAGAGAACAAGUGCAAAUGCCAUGAUGCAGGAAGAGCUUGUUUCAAGAAUUGGAGGUAAGAUCCGGGUAGUAAGAAGGAGAGCAGGACUAGAGGAGACUGGCAGGCAGGCUGGGCCACAGAACAAUGUGGAGUUUGGCCUCUGAAAGCAAAGGCAAGUAUCUGGAGGGUUUUAAGCAGGGAAAUGUGCUCUAUUUCACUCUGCUACUGGGGGAGAACAGUCACAGGGGACAAAAGCCUUUGAGUAGAAUUUGAUUUUCUUAAACAAAGCAUGUACUACUCUGAAAAAAAUUAAAAUGACUUCGAAAUACAUUUUUUAAUACGUAAAACUUGAGGUCCAAAGAGGACCAAGAACAAAGGACUGGAAAUGGAGGUACCACAGGUACUCACAUGCCCUUUGACUUGUAUCCUAGUAACUCAUCAAGUCUUUGCCUAGACCCUACCUACCAAAAUUGGACUUCAUCUUCCCAAGUCAUAAAGGAAUAAAAAGCAGUUCAGAACAGUUCCGCUAAACUUUUCCCUCUUGCAGAGCACUUACGGAGUUCAGUGAUCGAUCGAAAAGACUUAAUAAUCAAAAGGAUUAAGCCCAAGCCCCAGCAAGGAGAUGACAUCACAGUGGUGGACGUGGAGAAACAGAUCGAGGCCUUCCGCAGCCGCCUGGUCCAGAUGCUG
Molecule: messenger RNA, 6573 nt
Organism: Orcinus orca (killer whale)
Lineage: Eukaryota; Metazoa; Chordata; Mammalia; Artiodactyla; Delphinidae
Gene: SIMC1
Product: SUMO interacting motifs containing 1
Exons: 10
Coding region: 151-2952 (933 amino acids)
Source: RefSeq, a predicted model, not a curated record